AUAUGUUUGUCUUUGGUUGGUGACAGUGGAGGAACAUGUGGUUCUGCUUUAGCCAAUGCUGAGCCUAGAAAGGGAGAUCAGGACUCGCAGACUAGCAGCAGUGUUGGCACAGGGGGAUCUCUGCCACCCCUGCAGAAAGCCUAAACAGAAAAACAAAAGGAGAGAGGAGAUUUAUAACAGGAAGAGAAGAGAUCAUAAUGCUGGACUGGGGGAAAGAGAUCUUGCAGGGCAGACAUCAGAGAGGCAAAAACAAACUGGACAAGAGUCUUUGUGACUGGAUUCACAAGAUGUAAAGCGUUAUCAAGAGGAACUCACUGUACCCACAACAGCAGAGGACUUGUUGUGUUUCAAGGAUAGUGAAGGUGGAGAGGUGGAACGUGAGAAGCUCUCCUGUGGUUACGAGGAUGACAAAUUAGCCCUUAUUCAGCAAGGGGAAAAGGGGAGCACUCUGAGGAUCGGGAGAUGCUGUCCACAGCUCAGCAGAUGCUGCAGGACAGCCGCUCCAAGAUUGAGCUGAUUCGAAUGCAGAUUAUCAAAGUCACCCAGACUGGUGUUGGUGAUGGCCACAGCACCCAUGACAGCUCCCAUCAUGGAGGACACUCCCCAGUGGCAGGUAGUCCCCUGGACAUUCGCCUGGCAGAGUUACAAAACCAUGUCCAGAGAGAGACAGAUGUGUUGGCGUUGGCCAGGGAUGUUGUGAAACAGCUGGAAGGGCUUUCAUCACAGGACCAACUAGCCCUGGCUGAGGCUCAGUCCCGUGUGCUGGAGUCCUCUCAGAAGAUGGACCUUCUGCGCGUCUCCCUGGAGAGACGCCUGAAAGAGAUGUCCCAGGAACAUCUCCAGGAGCCUGUUAUUAAAGAGGAUCUCUCCAUGGGAUCCUCUCCUUGUGAAGGUCAAAAGCAGAACCGCCUACUCUCGUUCCUCUCCACCCCCUCCUCCACAUCCUUCAUCAAGCCUGCUUGUCUAACAGGCACACUUGAGAUCAAGCUAAAUGGAUGUGAGGACUUACUGAUAUCUCUAACUGGCUCAGACAAAGUGAACAGUGCAUCCUUGACUGUAUCAGAUCACAAUGUCCAAAGCUCUACCAACCAACCACCUUGUCUGAACACAGACAACCUAUCCAUGGAGGUCAGUGCUGUGCUGCGGCUGGACAGCAGACUGGUGGGCCGCACCCACUGGAGACCCCAAGGCAAGCAGGCCUGGAACCAGAGUUUUCACAUCCAACUGGAGAGGUCUCGGGAGUUGGAAAUCGGGGUCUUCUGGCAAGACUGGAGAGGGAUGUGUGCUGUCAAGUUCCUGCGUCUAGAGGAGUUCAUGGACAACCAGCAACAUGCCCAGUGUUUGUGCCUGGAUCCCCAGGGCACACUCUACACAGAGAUCACAUUUAUCAACACAAUCAUUGAGCGCCAGCCCAAACUCAGACGGCAGAGGUGCAUCUUCACAAAGGAGAAAGGGAAGAACUUACUUCGUGCUGCCCAGAUGAACAUGAACUUUGCCACAUGGGGUCACCUGAUGAUGAGUGUGCUGCCUCAGUGCAGGUCUUUUACCACAAUGAGCUCAUCUGUGCCUCCAUCGUCUGACCCUGUGGCUAGCUCUCCCCCUUCUACAGACAAGGUCAUCCCAUUAACACCUCCACUGCCAGGUGAUGUACCAGUGAUCAGGCUUAACAUAAGUGAGGAUCAGCCGUCUAAAAUGUCUUGCAUUGACCAGGGAAAAACUGUCCCCAACACUGUCUCCACAGCACAAACACCACCAAUGCCUAAACUGACAGAACACCAGCCCACCAUUGGAAACAACACACCAGAGAGCAAAGGAAAUGGAUCAGAUUCCAAGAUGAAGAUGGAGGAUUUCAAAUGCAUCUCUGUUUUGGGAAGAGGACACUUUGGGAAGGUACUUCUAGCUGAGUUUAAGAAAACAGGAACACUGUAUGCCAUAAAAGCAUUGAAGAAAAGGGACAUUGUGACUCGUGAUGAAGUUGACAGCCUAAUGAGCGAGAGGAGGAUCUUUGAAAUGAGUCAUCCCUUUCUGGUGAAUCUUCAUGGCUGCUUCCAGACCAGUGAGCAUGUGUGCUUCGUCAUGGAAUACUCACCAGGAGGUGACCUAAUGAUCCACAUCCACAAUAAUGUCUUCUCUGAGGUUCAAGCUAGGUUUUACUCAGCCUGUGUUUUGUUGGGUCUUGAGUUCCUACAUUUGAAUAAAAUAGUUUAUAGAGAUUUGAAACUGGAUAACUUGCUGAUGGACGCUGAUGGGUUUAUCAAAAUCACAGACUUUGGACUUUGUAAAGAGGGAAUGGGCCAUGGUGACCGAACCUCAACAUUCUGUGGAACACCAGAAUUCCUGGCCCCUGAGGUCCUCACAGAUGACAACUACACACGAGCAGUGGACUGGUGGGGGAUGGGCGUCCUUAUCUUUGAGAUGCUCGUGGGAGAGUCUCCAUUCCCAGGUGAAGAUGAAGAGGAGGUUUUUGACAGCAUUGUUAAUGAUGAUGUACAGUAUCCUAGCUGCCUCUCUCCAGACUCAGCCUCCAUCAUCCAGAAGCUGCUCAAAAAGAACCCACUGAAAAGACUAGGAGGAGGAGAAGAGGAUGCAACUGAGGUUAAGGGGGAGAAAUUCUUCAAGACGAUAGACUGGGAUGCCUUGCUCGCAAAGAAAGUGAAACCCCCGUUCCUGCCAUCAAUCAAGGCGUCCAUGGACGUCAGCAACUUUGACAAGGAGUUCACAAAACUCCAGCCAGUUCUGUCUCCCCCUCCUGUGUCCUGCAGCCUCUCCUCAGAACAGCAACAGGCCUUCGUAGACUUUGACUUCUCUACCCUGCACGGAUGAGGACGUCGGACACCAGGGAGACUGAAAUGUCAUUAACCCGUUAAUUAGUAGCGUCACGUAUAUGUGAUUGUUCGAAAGCGGGCCCCACAGAGUACCGUCACACAU
Messenger RNA from Hypomesus transpacificus, 2928 nucleotides. RefSeq names its product serine/threonine-protein kinase N2-like. The coding region runs from base 463 to 2823 and encodes 786 amino acids. The transcript has 20 exons. Gene Ontology annotation, molecular function: protein serine/threonine kinase activity; ATP binding. The record is from RefSeq and is a predicted model, not a curated record. Gene Ontology annotation, biological process: protein phosphorylation; signal transduction. Lineage: Eukaryota; Metazoa; Chordata; Actinopteri; Osmeriformes; Osmeridae.